AUAUGGUGAGCAUAUAACAAGUGCACUUUAUCGUGAAAUCAUACGCAGAUAUGGGCUGCCAAGAGUAUAAUUUUAUUUUUAUUGCCUUCAUUUUAUCUCUAGUUCAUGAAGUGGUAGCAGAUUUUCCAAGUAAAUGUCCUUUUACGAUCUAUCAGGAAUAUGAGACAAAACCGAACAUAUAUGUGUCCUCAUCUGCUGCAGCUGCUUUUGCCGAGUUGGACGUAAGGAAUACUGCAAGAGUUAGGCAUAAUGAUGUCAGUCACUUAACUAGUGCCAUUGUACCUAGUUUGAAUGAACUACUAUUCAGCUCCGAAAAGUCUGAAAAAUUUCAGUGCACUUCACCGCGUUCAAACUGCGCGAGUGAUUCGAAAAACUUUUAUUAUCGAACCUAUGAUGGGUCAUGCAAUAAUUUUCAAAAUCCCGACUAUGGAAUGGCAAAAUCUAGGUAUACUCGAAUGAUGCCGCCGAAAUAUGGUGAUGGUGUUUACUCUCCAACAAUCUCAAUCACUGGGGCACCAUUACCAAAUAGCCGUCUAUUAUCAUUGUCCUUAUACGGAGAAACUACCUUGCCGGAUGAUUUUCGAACGAUGGCGUUUUUGCAGUGGGGUCAAUUGGUGGCUCACGACAUGACACAUUUUGUUAAAGGAAACACCAGUGACGACUGUUGCUCUCGUCCUGAAAGUUUAUUCUGCUAUCCAAUUAUUCUUCACCCGCUCGGACCAAUUUCGCAGAGUUCUUCGAAGGGGUGUUUAAAUUUCGCCAGAAGUACUUCUGAUUCCGAUGCUGUAUGUCCCGCUAGUGGUUUGCCAUAUUCAGAGAAAAUAACAAUGACCUCAGCAUAUCUGGAUUUGUCGUUUGUUUAUGGCAACUCCGUAAGGCAAAACAGAAAAUUUCGUGUAUUUAAAAGUGGCCUACUAAAAACAAGUUUAGUGAAUAACCGUGACUGGCUGCCAUUAUCCACCAAUCCUGAAAGUGAUUGUGGAGAAGGAAAUUAUCAAUGUUACGAUAUACCAGAUAUGCGUAACCAAUUCAUCCCAACAGUUGCAGUGUUGCAUACCAUCCUUGUGCGCGAACAUAACCGAAUUGCGAGAAAACUUGAACAAUUUAACCCUCAUUACUCGGAUGAGACACUUUUCCAAGAGGCAAGAAAAAUAAAUAUCGCUCAAUAUCAAAAGAUUACGUUUUAUGAUUGGUUGCCGCUUCUUAUUGGACCUUCGUAUGCUUAUAAUAAAGACCUAUUAUACCACAUUACGCAAUAUGAGUACUCAUAUGAUUACGAUCCAGCCGUUAAUGCCGCACCUUACGCAGAAUUCGCUGCAGCCGCUUUUCGUUACUCACACAAUCAAAUACCUGGAUGGUUUUCAUUAGUCUCUUCAAGACGAAAUUUCAAUCAAACAUUGCGGUUAAGUGAUCAUUUCGAGCGGCCUGAGAAUCUGAAUUUGAUGUGGGAUAAUGAUAACUUUGACUCCCUUAUUCGUGGCUUAUGUACACAACUACAGAAGCGUCCCGACAGUAACAUAGACAAAGAGAUAAAACACUUCUUUGAUCGUAAAAGCUUCGAAGUAUUUGGAGCUGAUUUGAAAGCAAUUGAUAUACAGCGUGGGCGAGACUAUGGAUUACCAUCUUAUAAUGACAUGCGAACCUAUUGCGGAUUACCACGUGCUUACGACUGGUCAGGAUUUUCCAAUGAAAUAUCACAAGAUAAAAUUAUUGUAAUGCAGAAGCUUUACGCAUCUCCCGACGAUGUAGAUUUAUCUAUUGGUGGCUCGCUGGAAGCACACGCACCGGAAUCUAUUUUAGGGCCUACGUUUCAAUGUAUAAUAGGACGACAAUUCCUCAAAGCUCGAGUGGGUGAUCAUUUCUUUUUUGAGCGGUACAAUCCAAUAAGUGGAUUUUCAAAAGCCCAAUUAGCUGAGAUCCGUAAAGCCAGUUUAUCGCAGUUAUUUUGCAACAAUGCCGACUUCUUACAGGAUAUUCAACCUAAUGCGUUUAUUUUUCCAAACAGCAGGAAUAUUUUGAGAAAUUGUAAAGAUUUUCCUCAGGUGGAUUUAUGGAAAUGGAGAGCACCUAUACAACAAGCGGUUUACCUAAAUAAAUAAUGAUAAACGUACAUAUACGUACCUACAAAAAAUUUGUUAUAAUAAGGAAUGAAUAAUUUCUUGCAUUAAUUAUAUACGACUAACCUACAAUAUAAAUGAGACCUCAUUAUACAGGGUCCGGCACUCGAAGUGUAACUAAUUAAAAAGGCCAUACAUUUACUUUGGAAAAUUACUUUUAUUCAAUUCAAAGUAAAAAAUGUGUGAAAAUAAUACAAAAUUAAAAAUCAAUUUACUUUUGCUCGAGAUUAUCACCUUUUGACUUAACCUUGAGACGGUCCAGAAACGAAUCACAACUACCCGAAUGUGACCUGCAGGUAUUUUGGCCCAUUCGCGGACAAUGGCUUUUCAAAACGCCUCGAGACUGGUGAAUCUUUUAGUUCGGACCUUGCUCUCCACGGCUUCAAGGCAACCUCCACAAUACUUUCCCGAUAAUAUUUCGCAUUUACCUUGACGCCAGGCUCGAUGAAAACGAUUAGAGAAUGCCCACCUGCGGUUACAGCGGCCCAAAGCAAUACCUGUGUGGGGUGCUGCCUUCUGAUGGUCAUUCGAUGACUCAAAUUCUCAUAUGAACGGUCGGUCUAAUAAACUCUAUUAUUUUGGAGGUUUA
Molecule: messenger RNA, 2706 nt
Organism: Anastrepha obliqua
Lineage: Eukaryota; Metazoa; Arthropoda; Insecta; Diptera; Tephritidae
Product: peroxidase
Exons: 9
Coding region: 51-2099 (682 amino acids)
Biological process (GO): response to oxidative stress
Molecular function (GO): peroxidase activity; heme binding
Source: RefSeq, a predicted model, not a curated record